AUGGAGGGUCUGCAGUGCAGCAAGGGCGCGUCGGGAGUGUGCGGGGGCGAGCUGGGCUUCAGCAGCAGCAGCAGCAGCAGCAGCAGCAGCAGCACGAAGUCGAAGCUGGCGGUGCUGUCGGAGCGCAUCUGCGGCUUCGAACGCCAAAUGGAGUCCGAGGCGAAGCAGCGCCGCGAAAGCGAAGAGGGAAAGCUGCUGGCCAUCAAAGAGGCCAUUGCCAAGCUGGAGAAGACCCUCAACGCGGAAAUCCGCAGAAGAGUCGAGGCCAACAAGGCCCUCCAGGCGAUGUUCGAGAGCCAGCUGCUGCAGGUGCAGGAGAAGCUGUCGCAGGUGUUUGUGGACAAGUUCGAGCAGCUGCAGUGCGGAGUGGAUGCUCUCAACGAAAGAAUCUCUUUAGUUGAAAAAGAAUUUAUAAUUGAAAGAGACAAACAAAACAGAGACUCCGAAGACAAACACUCCCAGAUCAACGCAGACCUUGCUGCGCUGCAGCACGCGUUCGAGACGGACAAGAGCAGCAGACAGGAACGCGAGCUGCAGCUAGCCAAAAGGCUCGGCGACUUGGAGUACAGAACUGAGGGCAAAUUCGAGGCGGAGAAAAACGCCCGCGAGCAGAAAAUAGAACAGCUAAGAGAAGAACUCGAGGAAGCAAAAAGGAUUCGAGAAAGAGGAGAAGAAAAGUUUCAAACUUUUAUUUUGGAGGAGGUGGCGGCCCUCAAGAAUGGACUCAUCUUGGAGUCCCAGGCUCGUGAAGGCGCAGACGACGAUAUUGUGCAAGCAGUAAACCACUACACAACGGCGCUGCAGGACGCACUGCGGCUGGUUACCACGGCAUAG
Eimeria tenella is the source of this 834-nucleotide messenger RNA. Its product is annotated as SF-assemblin, putative. Gene Ontology annotation, molecular function: structural constituent of cytoskeleton. The transcript has 5 exons. The record is from RefSeq and is a predicted model, not a curated record. NCBI's taxonomy places the organism in Eukaryota, Apicomplexa, Conoidasida, Eucoccidiorida, Eimeriidae. The coding region runs from base 1 to 834 and encodes 277 amino acids.